Messenger RNA from Rhizopus microsporus ATCC 52813, 2664 nucleotides. RefSeq lists its product as uncharacterized. Gene Ontology annotation, cellular component: mRNA cleavage and polyadenylation specificity factor complex. The coding region runs from base 34 to 2397 and encodes 787 amino acids. The record is from RefSeq and is a predicted model, not a curated record. NCBI's taxonomy places the organism in Eukaryota, Fungi, Mucoromycota, Mucoromycetes, Mucorales, Rhizopodaceae. The transcript is spliced from 7 exons.
AAUUCACAACCCUUUACGACUCUAUAAAAAAAAAUGGAUCAAAGUGUAGGCCGAUUGCACGAAUUUGAUCAAGAAGUAUUACCUCAUCCUGAGAAUGCGGCCUCCUAUGCUACAAGAGGGUUCUUAGAAACACUCACAGACACAGUUAAUGCAAGAUUAAGUAAAGAGGAUGACGGAAGCGACACGUACAAAGAAGAAUUGAGAAUACUCAAAAGCGCCAUUAGAGCAUUUACAAUUAUUUUACCUUUUCUAUUUAAGACAGUUUGUCAGAAUGAAGCAGAAUCCAAAUUAUGGGAACUGACUUUUACGUUUAUUCAAACCGUUCGUUUUAAACUACUUCAUCAUGUCAACACAGGUGUAAAGAUUCACGCUAUCAAAUGUUUACAAGUCAUUGUUCUCUUGUUAUCCAAAUCAUCUCAAAAAGACCUUUCUCUUGGCUUAAUCAGACCUAAUCACCGCAUAUUGAAUACCCAAGCACUUGAAAAGGAAGGACAAGCCAUACUCGAAGAUAUGCUGACACAACUCAACUCGACUACAGAAUCUGUUCUCACUGCGACCAUCAAUUGUCUUGUCGUGACCGUGAAAAGACGACAUCAAUUCCUAAAGGUUGUUAUGCCGAGACUGACAGCUUGGAGAAAGACGAGGGACCAGAAUGAUUCGGCUGUUCUACUACGAAAUGUUGAAAAAGUAAUCAAGCUUGCCUUUAUUGCCUUGAUCAGAACCGAGUCGCUUGCGGCUUACCGUAACGACCUGAUGCAAGGAUUUGCAUCUAUUGGCGGUAACUUGGCCAUGUUUCAAAAUAACCGACGUGAUGAGUCGAGACGACAAAAGAGACAAGUACAUCAUGAAGAGGAACGGCGCAUAGAAAAGAAGGCCAAAUUAGAACCGUACACACCAAUGAUACCGCCUGCCAAUGCGCCCAAUAUACUUGCUAAUUACGAUAUCACGCAGAUACCUGUGUCGGCCAUUGUCAAUCUCUGCAUGACCGUGUUGCAGACGGUGCCACUAGAAGUCAUGACGGAACGUGUUGCAAUGUUGCCUAGAGAAGGUGUUACCUUGGCCGUGACACGUCCAGGCUUUGUGCGAUCGACGACACCACCAUAUCCUCCACCUCCAGAACAGCCAGAGACGAUUCAUCAUCCACGUAUUAAGCGAGAAGAAGUUAAGGAGGAAAUCGAUUCGGAUGAAGAAAUGGUCGAUGUCCCUCCACUACCUCAGCCAGUCAAAAUAGAGCCGAUCAAGGAAGAAAAGAAACCAAAGGUUGAGGUUUUGGCAAGUGCAGAAGAACGAGCCAGUCAGGCAUUGAAGAUGCAGCCUUAUGAGCUAGUCACGUCCAAGGUCGAUACAUUCAACGAUACCGAAAAGCGCGAGUUGCUCAAGAUGACCUUUGAACGUAUGCUCAAGGCUGAGCAUGCUUUCAAAUCUAAUCUGACACAUAAAGACGCGAAUAGUAAGCAAGUCUGGUGCACGUUGAUAUCCAAGCUUGUGACAAGAGGAAUUAACUAUAAUAAUAAUAAAAGUCUGACGAAAGAGAUUAAAGACAUGUUAUUAAAUUUCAUUGUAGAAAGCCCAUCUUCCAGAAACGAAUUGGCUAUUGCCUGGUUUAAGGAAGAGUAUUCAAUAGAGGAGCAAGACUAUUUUACCUGGCUUCAUCAAUUACUAGAAAAGACAAUCCCAACCUUAGAUGCCAAAGAUCGAACGUUGACCAAGUUCCUGUUGGACGCACCUGCACUGGAUGCUAGAUGUGUUGAAUUAAUCAAGGAGAACCUGCACCAGGUGCCCGAACGAUUUGUUACGUCUAUAUCAACCUUGCGUAGCCUCGUAAUGAAUAAACCCGCUGUGCGUUAUGACGCCCUCCAAGUUCUGCUGGAUCUUUGCGUUCAUUCGAACGAUAAGAUGAGACGAACGAGUAUUGUGGCGGUUAAGAAAUGGAACAUGAUGGAUGAACAAGAGGAUAUUGAUGCCAGAGUGGAGGCGUAUUCAAUUGAAGCGCUUCAGAUAUUAAAGACCCUUUCCAAAGAAAAAAUUGAAGCCAUGGAAGUAGACGAAGCAAAUAACGCGACUGAAAAAGAUGACGAAGCAACUAAUGCACCUGAAAAAGAAGAAGAAGCAGCUAAUACGAUUGAAAAAGAAGUCGUUCGACACGCUGAGCUGUACUUUGUGUUGUGUACAAAGAAGCCUAGUUUACUAAAGGAAUUAUUCUCAGUUUAUAUUGAAUCAUCCGAAGAUGUUCAGUCAUGCAUCCGUCUUCAUAUCGUCAACAUGGUGAAAUCAAUAGGUAUGAAGUCACCUGACCUUAUAUCUAUUCUCAGAGAAUGUCCUGAGGGUUCAGGGACAUUGGUGACCAGAAUACUAGCGAUCCUCUGCGAAUCAAGUAAGUUAUAUAAUUGUGUAUAAAAGAUGUCAAGCUUAUAAGUUAUAGAACCACCUACACGUGAUAUUAUCUCAACCUUGGAACAAUUGUCUACUGAUCAAUCAAUUGAUAUGGAACAAUUAGAGCCCAUUUUGAGUGGACAUAGUUUAAAUCAUUCAUUAAAGAAAUAAUUUGCUUAUUCUGGUAAAGAGCCCAAAACAAACAAACGUUACAUUAGGUGGCUCGCUUUAUAUUUAAAUUAAACAAUGAUUUGACAAAUAAGGGGUGAGGGAGGACAAAGAAAGUGGAGG